Choloepus didactylus (southern two-toed sloth) is the source of this 927-nucleotide messenger RNA. Its product is annotated as olfactory receptor 4P4-like. The transcript has a single exon. The record is from RefSeq and is a predicted model, not a curated record. Bases 1 to 927 code for a protein of 308 amino acids. Gene Ontology annotation, molecular function: G protein-coupled receptor activity; olfactory receptor activity. Gene Ontology annotation, biological process: G protein-coupled receptor signaling pathway. Gene Ontology annotation, cellular component: membrane. NCBI's taxonomy places the organism in Eukaryota, Metazoa, Chordata, Mammalia, Pilosa, Megalonychidae.
AUGGGACAUGAAAACAUCACAGAAUUUAUCCUCCUAGGCCUUUUUAGUGAUGAGAAUGCAAAGGCUGCCUGCUUUGUGCUGUUUUCACUUUGCUAUCUUGCAAUUCUCUUGGGAAACUUGCUUAUUCUGCUCACCAUCAGGGGCAGCCACCUCAGUGAGCAGCCCAUGUACUUUUUCCUUAGCUACCUGUCCUUCAUGGAUGUCUGCUUCACCUCCACAGUGGCUCCCAAACUAAUUGCAGACUUACUGGUCCAGUGGAAGACAAUCUCCUACAACAGCUGCAUGGCCCAGAUGUUUCAUGCCCACUUCUUUGGUGCCACUGAGAUCUUCAUCUUGGUGGCCAUGGCUUAUGACCGUUAUGCAGCCAUCUGCAGACCCCUUCAUUAUACGAUCAUCAUGAGCAGACAGGUGUGCUAUGUCCUGGUGAUGGCCUCUGUUAUUGGAGCAUUUAUCCAUUCAAUAAUGCAUGUAUUGAUUAUCAUAGAACUUCCCUUCUGUGGCCCCAAUCAGAUAGACCACUAUUUCUGUGAUGUAUUCCCCUUGCUAAAGCUGGCAUGCACUGACACCAGUCAAUUGAUUACUGCAAUCAUUACCACCACAGGAGUACUCUCUAUUUUGACCUUUGUUGCCUUGGUAAUUUCCUACAUUGUCAUCCUGUCCACCCUGAGGACUCGUUCAUCUGAAGGGCGCCACAAAGCCCUCUCUACCUGUGGCUCACACAUCACCGUGGUGCUCAUGUUCUUCUUGCCCCUCAUCUUCACCUAUGUCCCCACAGCUGAUUCUGUCAGUGAUGACAAGGUGUUUGCCCUGUUUUACACUAUGGUUGCUCCUAUGUUCAACCCCCUCAUCUACACGCUGAGAAACACAGACAUGAAGAAUGCCAUGAGGAAAGUGUGGUGCCGAGUCAAGCUGUGUGAAGGGAAAUGA